CAUAUCUACCUCAGUGCUACUAUGCACUAUCAAUGAUUAUUGUCUUCAAUGUUUAAUGCUUGCAUACUGCAUUGCAUUUUACAUAGUCAUUAGUACUAACAUUGAGGAAGCAGUGACUGCGACAAUCACCAUAACUAUACGCCGCUUCGUUUAUUUACAUACUCCACACCCAGAUUCCAUUUCCCACCCCAUUAAUACUCCUAUAAUAACCAAAGCAUUGAAGUCAACGGUCCCAAAUACCACCUUGCAUACACAAUUCCCCUGCGUUUUCCCCGAACCAGAAACAAAAAUUGGACGCUGUGGAACGAAUUGAAAUCGAAUUGGAUUGAGUUGACUCGCUUGGACUUGGGGUUGACAGACGAGGAUCGAGAAAGAGGCAUUCCAUACAAAUCUCAGCCACUGUAGCCAUGCAACGUCGAGUAGUCAAAGAGCCCUUUCGAAUCCACGUCGAUGAGUCUGUAUCUGUAGAUGGAACUUCAGACGCUGAAGGAUCUGCUCAGACUCGAGCCAAACAGCUAGACGACGAAUAUGAAUACCACGAAGAUCACGAAGACCAAGAAGACCAAGAAGACCAAGAAGAUCCCGACGAUGGAUUAGCAGAAGAUGCUGAAGACGAAGAACAAGACAAUCACGCCGAAGAUGACGAUGACUGCGAAACCGAUUGUUCCGACCGCAGCGACGAUAUUGACCUCAGCGUCCAGCAUGAUAUGGAAAAGCUAGAGGCUACAUUCCCCAACUUCAAAAACAAGUACCGCCUCAUAAAGCGCAUUGGUGAAGGCACUUUCUCCACCGUCUACAAGGCCGAAGAUAUACAAUACCACCGAUACGAGAAUAAAUGGGAUAUUGACGCUGUAGAAAACCAAUGGAGACCUCCGCCACUUAGAGAUGCUUCUAACUCCCGUACAAACUCCCUCUCUUCUCGAACCCGACAGAAGCCCAAGUUCGUGGCAAUCAAGAAGAUCUAUGUUACUUCUUCGCCAUCCCGCAUCCUCAACGAACUCGAACUCCUCCACGACUUGCGAGAUUCCCCUUCCGUAUGCCCUCUCAUCACAGCCUUCCGUCAUGCCGACCAGGUACUCGCGAUUCUUCCCUAUUUCCGCCACCAGGAUUUCCGCAAGUAUUAUCCUCACAUGUCUGUUUACGACAUGAGAGUGUAUUUCCGAUCUCUCUUUACUGCCCUCGCCGCCGUACACGAGAAGUAUAUUAUCCACCGUGAUAUUAAACCUACAAAUUUCCUCUACGACCCAGACAAGAAACGGGGUGUUCUUGUUGACUUUGGCUUGGCGGAACGGGAGGAGGGAGAAACCAAACCAUGUCUUUGCCAUGAGGACCGACAGGUCAGAAGACAAAGAUUGCAACAGUCCGUAGCCUUUGGUGGAUCUCAGGUUGGCCCACCGGCAGGGUACCCAGUGAAUGAUACUCGGCCCUCUCGUCGAGCCAACAGGGCAGGCACACGUGGAUUCCGGGCGCCCGAGGUCCUAUUCAAGUGUACGGAACAGACGACUAAGAUCGACAUCUGGUCUGCUGGUGUCAUCCUUCUAACUAUACUGUGCAAGCGAUUCCCCUUCUUCAACAGCGCUGAUGAUAUCGAGGCCAUGAUCGAGAUUGCUACCAUAUUUGGCUCCAGGAGAAUGAGACAGGCUGGACAGCUUCACGGUUGCGUGUUCGACACUACUAUACCGACUAUUGGUGAAAGAGGCUUUAGCUUCGAGAAGAUCAUGCUAUGGAGUACGUGCAGGAGUGAAGGUGGUAAAGAUGGCAAGUCGAGCCAACUGACAGAAGAGGAGAAGGAGGCUAUCGAGUUUUUAACUCGGUGCAUGGAUUUAGAUCCGGCGAGACGGAUUAGUGCUGAGGAGGCCUUGGCACACAGCUUCCUGCAAAUCGACAGUGAGACAGAAGUAGAGGUGGAGGACGACGUGAUGAUGUUAUGAUAAAUAAAUCGUCUCGAACUGAAAUCAAGCACGUCAAAGUUAGGGGGGUGAAAGCUAAGCACUAUAUGUAGCACACCCCCCAUUUCCGACAACACAGACAAAACAAGCCUUCCCCAAAGAUGGACACAUUUACAUCCAUCAGGAGGCACUGCCCACAUAGGUUAUUGCCUAUAUUAUGGCAUGCCGAAAGAGCAUCACGCCGAGUAUCAUUGGGCGAUAAGAUACGAAUAAUGGUAAGCUCGGGCGAGCUUCUAUUUGGGGCCUGUACAUGUACACUCUAUACACUCGAAUUAAAGAAGAACAUUAUGAAACAA
Hypoxylon fragiforme is the source of this 2245-nucleotide messenger RNA. Its product is annotated as kinase-like protein. Lineage: Eukaryota; Fungi; Ascomycota; Sordariomycetes; Xylariales; Hypoxylaceae. The transcript has a single exon. The record is from RefSeq and is a predicted model, not a curated record. Gene Ontology annotation, biological process: protein phosphorylation; mitotic DNA damage checkpoint signaling. Gene Ontology annotation, cellular component: nucleus. Gene Ontology annotation, molecular function: ATP binding; protein serine/threonine kinase activity. The coding region runs from base 408 to 1931 and encodes 507 amino acids.